GUACGGGCAUUUUGAGUGGGUUGUCAUGCCAUUUGGACUCACCAAUGCCCCCGCAACGUUUCAAGCAGCGAUGACGACUGAGUUUCGCGACUUGCUCGAUCGCAGCGUCCUCAUCUACCUUGAUGAUAUCUUGGUUUAUAGUAGGAUGUUGGAUGAGCACAUCGUACACCUUCGCGUUGUUUUGAAUCRUUUGCGACUAGCCAAGUACAAAGCGAAUCUCGACAAGUGUGAAUUCGCCAGGCAAGAGCUUGAGUACUUGGGCCAUUUUGUCACGCCAAAAGGCAUUUGUCCCUUAGCGGACAAGAUCCAAGCCAUCAUGGAUUGGCCGGAACCCCGUUGCACUACGGAUUGUCACGAGGACGGUUGGCAUCCGGUUGAGUAUUUCUCCCAAAAGGUGCCUCUCGUCAACACUCUCGACGACGCUAGGAAGAAAGAGCUACUCGCGUUCGUCACCGUUCUCAAGCGGUGGCGCCACUUUCUUCUCGGCCGUCGGCGUUUCAAAUGGAAUACGGACARCAAUCCGUUGACCUUUUAUAAAACCCAAGACACGGUCACUAGCACGAUCGGUCGAUGGAUGUAUUACAUCGACCAGUUCGAUUUUGACCCGUGUCACAUUCCCGGUCCCGCCAAUCGAGCUGCAGACGCCCUCUCACGACGGCCCGACUUUUGUGCCAUUGUGACCACGGCAUUCGACCUCGAUGACGAUCUGCAGCAGCAUUUCGUCAAAGGCUGCAAGUCCGAUCCGACUUACUCUACGCUUUACGCAGAGCUUUCAUCGGAUCACCCRYYGGCUAGCCACUAUCGGAUUUCCGACGGGUUCCUUCUCCUUCACACGAGAGGAAAGGACUUGUUAGUUGUGCCCCAAGAUCGCAUCUUACGGACUCGUCUUCUCGGCGAAUUCCACGACGCACGAUUUUCGGCACACCUUGGCGUGAACCACGCACUAGCACGCCUCCGCCAGCGUUUUCACUGGCCCGACGUCCUUCACGACGUCACGAGGUACAUUGAGUCAUGUGCAGCUUGCCACCGUAACAAGGGUCGAUCUCGAGUCCCCUUCGGCGAACUGAAACCGUUGCCGAUCCCUCGGGCACCAAGCCUCUCAAUUGCUAUGGACGUGACAGGCCCGUUUCCCCGCGAUUGCCACGGCCAUGACGGUAUUCUCACGGCCGUUGACCGUUUGAGCAAGUAUGCUCGCUUCCUUCCUUGCAAGUAUCAUGCUGCAACACCUGAGCUCGCACGACUCUUGCACACCGGUUGGAUUACCAACCAGGGUGUUCCGGAAGAUAUAAUGAGCGACCGAGAUACUCGCUUCAUGUCGGCCUUUUGGACUUGUCUCAUGACCGAGUCCGGCACGACAAUGAAGCUGAGCUCGGCUUGGCACCCGCAGACGGAUGGUCAGACGGAGCGAGCACACCAGACCGCUCAGAUGAUGUUGCGUACGCUCAUCCGUCCCGACCAGAAAGAUUGGGUUGACCGGCUUCCCGACAUCGAGUUCGCCUACAACACUUCGGUGCACCCGGCGAUCUGCGUCACACCAUUCGAGCUACAUCAUGGUGGAGAGAAAGCACGGAUCUUCGCUGAUCUCCUUUUGCCACAGGCUGCCGACAUAGACGUCCCUUGCUCUCCCGCUUCCGUCCGGAAGUACCGGGACUUGCUGAUCAAAGCCCGCGCAAAUAUGCAAAAGUCUCAGAUCCGCAUGCAGCAGCAGGCUAACCGACGUCGACUUCCAUGUCCUUUCCGCGAGGGAGACCUUGUUUGGGUCCUCUCCGAGGAAUUUGCGCUCGAGCAGGAUGUUUCGCGCAAACUCCUUCCGAAAUGGUUCGGACCAUGGGAAGUCACUUCUGCCGUUGGAGACGACCCCGCAGGUCCUUCCUUCGUGAUCAACAUUCCACCGCACCUGACAGUGCAUCGGGUCUUCCACGCAUCGAAGCUGGCCAUCUACACGCCACGUUCAGCUGACGAGUUCCCCGGACGUCGAUCACAGGAUCCGCCUUCUAUGGACGGACAUCAGGAAGUUGACCGAGUCAUCACGCACCGCAAGUAUGGCAACAAGCCAAGGCAGUACAAAGUCACAUUCAAGCAAUGUGCGCCUAAUGACACUCGGUGGAUCUCCAGUACAGAUUUGCAGACUUCUGCACCCCUCAUCUUCGCCGACUAUGAGAAGCGACGCCUUGCUAAGGAUACAGCUCGUCCCGCCCGACCCACCCAGGUAUCGGACAGACAACUUCGCCCUCGUAGGUAGCUCGGUCUUUUAAGAGGGGGAGUGUGUUACAUCUUCGACGCCACACGGGUCCUAACGGACCCGACUUAG
Molecule: messenger RNA, 2311 nt
Organism: Chara braunii
Lineage: Eukaryota; Viridiplantae; Streptophyta; Charophyceae; Charales; Characeae
Source: the annotation of a GenBank genome assembly